GCGAUGUAGGAGAGAAAUAUGAUGGAGAGGGAUAGAAGGCGUGACUUGAGAUAAAACUUAUCAAGCCACGGUGGAUCACGACGUACGUUUGUCAGGAAGACUCCACGAACUCGCUUUGAAAUAGCGGUUUCAGUAGCCUUGUGUGCGUUGUGACUGUCUGUGGCUCUUCUCUCGCGCUUCUGUUUCCCGUGAAAGUUGAAAGUUAAUUGUUAGACAGGCGCGAUGGAAACUUACGAGAGUGUCCUUCUGGUGAAGUCCGAGAUUUUUGUCUUCAAAAUUCCGCCAAGGUCAACCAACAGGGGUUAUCGGGCGGCCGACUGGAACCUGCAGGAGCCUUCGUGGACGGGACGCAUGCGAUUAGUGUCACAGGGAGAUAGCAUUACGAUAAAGCUGGAGGACAAGAUUACAGGCGAAUUGUUCGCCAAGUGCCCUAUCGAGCAGUAUCCUGGAAUUGCGGUGGAACCGGUCACCGAUUCUUCUCGAUACUUUGUUCUGAGAAUUCAAGAUGAUAACGGACGGUCAGCCUUCAUAGGUGUUGGCUUCUUAGACAGAUCUGAUAGUUUUGACUUGAACGUUGCUCUUCAAGAUCAUUUCAAAUGGUUAAAGAAUCGAGAACAAAUUGAGAAAGAGAAGGAGAAGCCGAAGCAGGAAUUGGAUCUUAGAUUCAAGGAAGGUGAAACUAUCAAGAUUAACAUGAAGAUCACUAAAAAAGAUGGGAGCGAGGUUUCGUCCAAAUCCAAACAACGUACUGGUGCAGCCACGGGUUUGCCACCACCUCCAGGUGGGGUCAAGAUUGCUCCACCACCAGCAAAGACUCCUACUUCCUCACCAGCACACAAACCGCAACAGAGUCAAAACCAAGAUGUUCCAAGUUCUGAGUGGGGUGAGUUUGCCAGCGCUUCUCAGCCGUCAGCAGCAGCAUCAGCAUCCACACCUACACCUGCAGUAGCCAAUGCAAGUUGGGUACAAUUCUAACUUUAAAAAUGUAUGUAUAAAUAUUUUAUUAUAUAUAGGGUAAUUUUGAAACAGAUGGUCAAAUUUUAGAAGCUCCUAAAAUGUUGUCAAAGUUUGUCUAUCUAUUUUUGAAUCACCAUAUAUAAAUAACUGAAAUAAUCGAUUAUAUAUAAUAGAUACACAAGAAGAGAGCUCCUGAUUUUAAGAGUGAUUGUUGAAAGGAUGUCUGAGCAGUAGCAGAAAUCAUAUAUAUAUAUAAAUAUAUAUAUAUAUAUAUAUAUAUGUAUGAAUGAAUGUAUGCAAGUAUGUGCAUAUGUAUGUAUGUACUUCAAUUUAUAGUGUGCGAUGAAAAUUAUAGCAGCAUUCUUGAAAGGGGAAACUUAUGAAAAAAUUUUAGUACUUAUAAAUAUCAUUUAAACAUUUUCGUUUCAAUUGCUUUCGGACAUCCAAUGUAUCUGAAGAUAAUACAGUUUUUAUAUGUGUAAAUGUUGAUAUUAAAAAAUGCAUUUAGUGCCUUGUAUAAACUAGUCCAAUAAACUAGGCAAAUUUGAACCAGAUUGCAAUAAUUAACACUAUCUGUUUAGUACUUACAAGGGGGAAUAUAUAAUAUUACUUUCUCAAUUUAUGACAAGUAAUAAUUAUUGAUA
Nylanderia fulva is the source of this 1601-nucleotide messenger RNA. RefSeq names its product NECAP-like protein CG9132. The record is from RefSeq and is a predicted model, not a curated record. Gene Ontology annotation, biological process: endocytosis. NCBI's taxonomy places the organism in Eukaryota, Metazoa, Arthropoda, Insecta, Hymenoptera, Formicidae. Gene Ontology annotation, cellular component: membrane; clathrin vesicle coat.